UUCCUUAAAUAUCCAUGAUGAGUCCUCUAUCUCUUGCCAAAAUGCCACGUGCGUCCACUUAUAUUGGUGCAUUCCUAACAACCUAAACAUUACAAAACGUAAAUUUGAUCAAAUAAGCGACACGUAGCAACUUAGCAAUUCUUUUUUUGUUGUUGAUCAAAUUCGACACUCUCUCGUUGACCUCCAUACCAAAAUUCCUCACUUCGCGGGCUUAUUUUUGUAGACAGAUUUUGUCUAUGUAAAACCUCUCGCCUCGUCUUUUCUUCUCUGAGAUGGGCCAGCCACUUGGACACGCAGUUCGAAAUAGACGUUCCCUCGUGCGUCGCCGCUUGGCUUGAGCUGUCGCUCCUUCUCUUCCUCUCGGGGAUGGUGAGGUGAUUCGGAGCAUGAGCAAUGGGACUGAGCUGACACAGAACCUAAACCCCAAAGCAACGCUGGACUUUCAGAACGCGGAGAAGAAGACGCUCGAAAUUUCUCGCAGUUUCAAGGAUGUUCUUCCCAGAUGUGCCUCCACCCAUCAAUUAUGCACUCGUGUUGGGAAUAACGUGUCUGACGGUCUUGUGCAAUUUCACCAAAAGUUCCUCUGAGUUUUCAGGUUACCUGUCCAACGUGUUGAGGAACUACACCGAGCAGGCGGGCGACGGCGACUUCCUGUCUGUCCACUGCCCGCCCCGCACCACCAUCGCUAUCCAAUCGGCUUUCUACGGCAGGAGUGGCCCCUUCCACCCCCAGCAGGGCCCGUCCUACCACAGACCCACCCUUUUAGGGACACUACCACUGGAGGACGACUUGCAUUGUUACAUGUCCACAGCACUACAGAAAAUGUUGGAUGAGUGCCAGGACAGGAGGAGCUGUAAGGUCCUUGUCAACAGUCGUCUCUUUGGGAUGGACCCGUGCCCCAGCAGCAGCAAACACCUCAUUGUGUGGUACAACUGCAGGCCUAAUGAGUAUAAGAGUAAGGUGGCGUGCGAGGAGGAGAGAAUGAAGCUGACCUGUAAACGGGGAAUGCAGAUCGCCGUCUACUCGGCCAUGUUCGGUCGAACCCAGCAGGGUACCCUGGAGUGUCCUACCCACCACAGGAGGGCGUCGUCCGUAGACUGCCAGUCGGGCGUGGCUCUCCAGGUGUUGACGACACGUUGUCAGGGGAAACAGAGCUGUUUCGUCCAAGCGUCCACGCAAGAGUUUGGGGACCCCUGCUACUCGGGCACCAGGAAAUAUCUCAGUGUCAUCUACGCAUGUGUCCCAAAGAAGUUGCUGCUGCAGGAGCCCAACCCCAGAGUGGCAGUGUACCCCCCGUCACCCAGUGCCCAUGACCCAAACGUGGUUGGAGACCGCGCCCUCCCUGAUGGGACCUCGGUCAUAACCUUGGAGUCUGUGCUCUCAGGAAAGAAGAAGCGAGGCAGGGAGUUUGGUUCCUACUCUAGGGAGGUGAAGACAAAUGAGGGAGGAGUGGAGGACAAAGCCCCCCGGCCGCCGGACAUGAACCCUGUGAUCAAUGCUACAACUGUCAGCACCGACAUGUCCCUUAUCAGUAGCUCACUGGCAGCCUUCAACUAUAUAGCAGACCACCCAGAGCGCGCGGCGCUCUACUUUGUGUGCGGCGUGUGCCUCGGCCUUCUCCUCACCCUGUUUGCUCUGGUGGUCCAGAUCUCGUGCCGCACCGACUGCCAGCCUCGCCGCCGCCGCCCCGGUACCACCACCAAGAACCGCCUGCGGCCCACCGACUCCUCAUCGGACUCCAGCGACUCAGACUCGGACUGGGAAACCACGUCGGAUCUAUCCGCGCGCCGCCACCGCCGCUUCGAGCGCACGCUCAACAUGAACGUGUUCACGUCUGCGGAGGAGCUGGAACGGGCACAGCGGCUGGAGGAGAGGGAGAGGAUCAUACGAGAGAUCUGGAUGAACGGUCAACCCGACAUACCCGGGACGCGUAGCCUCAACCGCUAUUAUUGAGGCAAGAACGUAAAUGAACCACUACUAGAUCUAGAUGAACCCGGGACGCCGAGCCUCAACUGCUAUUAUUGAGGACCGUAAAUGAACCGCUACUAGAUCUAGAAAGGGGGCUGUGAAGGUUGGAGUGCAGUACUUGAGAUGGGAUGUGUAGGACCACAAAAACACACUAGGGUUUGGGGAUGGGGGGGGAGGGACCCCACCACCGGACCUGGUUUUCGGAGGUGUGCAUGAUAACAGGACCACUUUGGACUGUGGGGGUUUGGAACCGCACGAUGGAACACAGUGACGCUUGCAGACCAGGAAGGAUAAAUAUCCCCCUCUGUCUGUCAGUCUGUGUCCGUGUGGGCACUGUAAAGCAAAAAAAAAAAAACUCUGUUAAUGCAGUGAGAAUAAGCUCCUACUUCUCAGCAUGGUAAGCUUGACCCGGAGCCUGCCUCUCAUUGGUGGAGGAUGAAGGUGAAAGGUCAGCUAACUGCACUGCCUCACAUUUUACCUCAUCGCACCCUCCUGAAGUGGAGGAUCUUGAGAUACUGAGACUAUGAAGCCUGAAAGGUCAAAGGUGACUUAAGGACAGUUGCCAAUGUUACUCCAGUGUUGCCUAGUGGAUAUUGAGAAUUGGGCAAAUCUGAAAGCGUGCAGCUUGCUUUAUGCUCACUCACCCUCCAGUAUUGAAAUGGUCGAAUGGCUUUAGGAGAGGCGUAACACUUACAGUUGAAAGGACAUCGUGACACUCAAAGUGAAACUUACAGCGUGACACUUACAGUGGGACAGUGGACCAACAACGUCACAAUCUUUAAGAGGAAAAUGACCAUGGUCAACCAACGCUGUCUUUUGAACUUUGAACCCAAAAUGUGUCUUUUUUUAUUCUUCUCAAACAUUUUAUGAAAUCUAUUUUAUAUAAUAUUUAAUAGUUGUAUUGUUGUGUAUUUUUGUCUUUACGGUUAUUAUUAUGAGAUAUUUUUAUACUGCGGUUAUCAAAACUUGUCUGGCACCUCAGGGAUGCAAUCCUAGGGGAGUCCAAAAUGGCACCCUAUUUCCUUUAUAGUGCUCUACUUUUGGCUGGAACCUUUUAAGGGUCUGGCAAAUCACUGGCUAAAAUUAGUGCACAACAUAGGGAAUAGGAUGCAGUUUUGGGUGUAGCUCCUAGCGUUUCUGUGUAUGGUAGUUUCUAUUUGUUUCUUAAGAAGAGGAUUGGGGCCCGAAUUCAUUAAGCUUCUCAUUGUAGGAGUGCUGAUCUAGGAUCAGGUCCCCUAUGUAAUCUGAUUCAUUAUGAUAUAAAAGGCUAAACUGAUCCUAGAUCAGCACUCUUACUCUUGAGUCACUUCAUGAAUACAGUCAAUACUAUACAAUACUCCAGAUGUGUCAGCAUUUGAGCAUUGGGCCAGUAACCGAAAGGUUGCUUUUUAGGAUCCCCGAGCUGACAAGGUAAAAAUAUGUCGUUCUGCCCCUGAGCAAGGAAGUUAACCCACUGUUCCCCAGGCGCCGAAGACGUGGAUGUUGAUUAUGGCAGCCCCCCCCGCACCCCUCUGAUUCAGAGGGGUUGGGUUAAAUGCGGAAGACAUUUCAGUUGAAUGCAAUCACUUGUGCAACUGACUAGGUAUCCCCCUUUCCCAUUUAUAAAAUAAAAAAACACCAUGUAAAACACCUCGAAGAGGUCAAGUGAUUUAAUAAGCUUAUUUUUUAUAUGUUUUAAUAUGCACAGUGCAGUGGCCUACCUGGCAACAAGGAUGUCUAUUGGUGGAGAAGGUAACCCAGUCAAGCUGUUAUAUUACAAUCCAUCAAUGAAUUGCAAUAAUCUUUUUCUCACUUUGUCAAACAGCCUUGUGUGUGUGUUGUCCACAUGAAAUUGGCGAGGCUGGCCCUAGAUCAGUUUUGUCAUGCCAGUGGCCAUAGGACUUGUCAAGACAGCACAAAAAGAUCUAGGACCACAGGCAAGGAAAUGGCUACAGAACAAAAUCCUGUUAAUUUGCCUACCAGUGAAAGAGCUUCCUAAAUAUUACUGUGGUCAUCACUACUAGGGUUAACCCUCACGUGACACUGUUGGGCUAUCUGUCAGGUAUUAUUGUAAUGAUCAUGUUGUUAAUAAUAUAAGCUAUUAUCAAUACAGUUCAGUUGCACUGGGUGAACCGUAGGAAUCAUGGUUUACCAGAAGAAGUUUGGGAUUUUCUUGCAUGAGAGGUGAAAUGAGAAGGCAGUGAAGAAUCUUUACUCCAACUGCAAUCCAUUAUGUUUUUUUUUAUUGAAAAAGCUUGUGUUUCAGUUUGAAUGGGACAUAAAAUAUGCCAACACAAUAGCUGGUAAGUGAGACCAAAAUAUGACUCCUGUGCUUGGAAUAAACUGUGUUGAAAAUAA
Oncorhynchus mykiss (rainbow trout) is the source of this 4305-nucleotide messenger RNA. RefSeq names its product protein eva-1 homolog A. The record is from RefSeq and is a predicted model, not a curated record. Lineage: Eukaryota; Metazoa; Chordata; Actinopteri; Salmoniformes; Salmonidae. Gene Ontology annotation, molecular function: carbohydrate binding.